GGCCAGACGGAGGGAUCCAUCAUCGGCUGGCUCUUGGCAGUCUACGCUGUGCCCAGCGUCCUUCUGCUUAUCAUUGGACCUCUGGCUCGAGUCACGCAGCUCCGCUUCCUCGAGAACUGCAGCCAAUCAGAGGCAGGCAGCCCACCUCGCCAAGUCGGUCAGGAAGAAGGGGCUGGGGGAAACAUAAUCUGCUUGGACGUUCUGCCAGCUGCACCAGUCGGAAGUAUGGGUCAGCAGGAUAAAGUGGAUGAGGCUGGAUUCCUUAUAGAGAAGCAAAAAACAAAGAUGUUUGUCCGAGCUGAGCACAUAUAUCUGGCUGUGUAUAUGGUACCUUCCUUGCUUAGAUUUAUGGUUUGUUAA
This is a messenger RNA of Protopolystoma xenopodis, 360 nucleotides long. Lineage: Eukaryota; Metazoa; Platyhelminthes; Monogenea; Polystomatidea; Polystomatidae. The record is from the annotation of a GenBank genome assembly.